Molecule: messenger RNA, 926 nt
Organism: Morus notabilis
Lineage: Eukaryota; Viridiplantae; Streptophyta; Magnoliopsida; Rosales; Moraceae
Exons: 2
Coding region: 1-882 (293 amino acids)
Source: RefSeq, a predicted model, not a curated record
AUGGCCAAAUUCUUUGAUGGAUAUGUUCCUGAUGGUGACCGAAUUAGGGAAAAAUGCCACCAGCUGGGGAAGGUUUACACUGCGUACAAGAUGUUACAAAACCAUACUGGAGUAGGUUGGGAUCCUGUCACUAAAACUUUCACAUGUUCAGAGGAGCUGCGGAGCGAUCUGUGUAAGAGAAACCGUGAAGCCCGAACAUUGUUCACUCAAGGAUGGAAGUUGAAUGAGUUGUAUUUGGCCACCGUUUUCCCUACUUGCGUUGGGGCUUCUGGUUUAGGUGCAUAUUACCCUACCGUGGGGCAAGAGGGAGUGGAUGGUGUCACCUAUGAAGACGUUGCUGCUAGGGAUGCACAGCAACAACCUAACCAAAAUGCCCCGUACCAAACAAGUGAUGAUGACGAGGAUCGUAAUGACCUUGGCAACCGCGUCAAACGUUUUUGUCAGCGAAAUGUGACAAAUGUUGCCUCCACGUCACGUGUGAACCGAAAGAAACAGUCGAGGUCAAGGAAUUUGAAUGACAGUUCGUGUGAAGAGCUUCUUGAAAUGGUUAGAGACAUGAGAGAUGAUUUGAGAGAAGAUAUCCGUUCCAACAAAGAGAGCCAGCCGAGUAACAACACUGUCGACGGUCGAAGUGAAGCCGAAAUCAUCUUGACUUCGCUGAAGGAAAUGGGAAUUGGCCCUCGAAUGCAAGUCCAUGCUUUCGACAAAAUUAUGCAUUCUGAUACUUGGCGUUCGGCUUGGGGCAAAGUUGAUGAUGGCGUGAGGCGGGCCUUCUUGAAUGACUUUGUCGUUGUGCCAAAAACGCCGUUUAUUUACGAUCCACCUAAUCCUUACAACCAAGUGCCGAACCCCUACAACCAGCCUCCAAAUCCAUUUGGCUAGGCACCAAAUCCAUUUGGCUAGGCACCAAAUCAAUUCAACUAGCC